Messenger RNA from Beauveria bassiana ARSEF 2860, 345 nucleotides. RefSeq lists its product as uncharacterized. The transcript has 3 exons. Lineage: Eukaryota; Fungi; Ascomycota; Sordariomycetes; Hypocreales; Cordycipitaceae. The record is from RefSeq and is a predicted model, not a curated record. The coding region runs from base 1 to 345 and encodes 114 amino acids.
AUGUCUUGGGUUAAAUUCAGGGUCCACCAGUAUGACAGCCUUAGCCACGCAGUCAAAGAUGAGGGCAUUCGUCGCGUGAGCCUCGGCUUGUCAGAUUUAAUUCUUUCCCUGCGCAAAAUGAAGUCAUCGCCGAGUCAGGAUUUGAUCAAGCGCUUCUUGGUACGCAAAGUGUGCAUGGGGCCGAACCAAGUCAUGAUGGUAGAAAAAGGACAAGGCAGCCGCGACAAUGCUCCUCCGUAUGCUGAUAUGGUGGUACUCCAAGGCGGCAAACUGAGCGUGUCCAGUAUCAAGUCGAAUGCCAAGAACUCGCAUGAUUGGACAGACUGCGGGUUUCUUGGGGGUUAG